UGUUCCAAACUACAUCUGCCAUUAAAUACUCGACUGUCCUUUUCAACCAUGAACUUGAGGAGUUAUAGCAUAACCUCUGCUAUAUCCACUAUCACUUGCCUUUUUUUCUUUUUCCUCUCGGACUCAGCCAUAUCCGUUGAAGCUUAUGUUCCAGUUGAUAGCUACAGCAUCAAUUGUGGCUCAAGUGGCAAAUCCUCCGAUGGUGAAAGGUCAUGGAACGGAGACAUACACUCAAAUCUCUUAACUCUUCAAGACACAAAGACCAUCGUUGCGCAACCAGCCACACAAUUUCCUCUUUACCAAGUUCCAUAUACCAGUGCUCGCUUGUCUAACUCUGAAUUCAGUUACUCCUUCCCGGUCACACUUGGCCGGAAAUUUGUUCGUCUCUUCUUCUACCCUGCUUCUUACGCUGGCUUUGACCGUAAUAACGCCUUCUUCACGGUCAAAUCCGAGGGUUUCACACUCCUUAAGGAUUUCAAUGCUUCGCUUAACGCUGAUGCUGCAAGCAGGGACACCAUCUUUAAAGAAUACAUCAUCAACGUGGAUGAUGGGCAGAGGAUCAACCUGACCUUCACACCAAACACAACCCAUCCAAAUUCUUAUGCGUUUGUGAAUGGAAUUGAGGUGGUUUCGAUGCCCAGUGAUCUCUACUUCUUUGAACCCAACGGACAACAAAUUAUAUUUGUGGGUCAUCCAGGCGUGCUAUACGAAAUGCUAAACAGUAGUGCCCUGCAGACAUAUUACAGGAUCAAAGUUGGCAGCGGCAGAAUCACACCUAAAGGUGAUACUGGCAUGCUCCGGAGCUGGGCAGGAGAUGAUGCUGAUUAUUUAAGAACGCCAAGUGCUCUGUAUAUGGUAUCCGGUGAUGCGACCGGAAUGAUGAACAUCACUGUGAGUCCUGAUUAUGAAGCACCCAUUGAGCUUUACAGAACAUCACGUGAUAUGGGCAAGAAUGGAACUCUCAACCAAAUGAUAAAUUUGACCUGGGAGUUUCCUGUUGAUUCUGGCUUCACCUACAUGCUCAGGCUUCACUUUUGCGAGCUAGACCCAGACAUCACUAAAACCAAUGACAGAAUGUUCAACAUCUACAUAGCAGGCCAGUUAGCUGAGGACCAUGCCACUGUUCUAAAAUGGAGCAAGGAAAAGGGAAUUGCUGUACAGAGAGACUAUGCAGUUACGAUCCCAGGGACUACUCAGGACAAGUUUAACCUUUCACUCCAAAUGCAUCCUACAUCAGACACAUGGUACAGAGACCCUUUCUUGAACGGCCUUGAAAUCUUCAAGAUUAGUGACCCUGCGUCUAAUAGCCUGGCAGGACCCAACCGUGAACCUGUUCCUCAUUCAUUUGCUCCACCACAGUUCUCUGCCUCUCUUCAAUACUCAAACAAGAGGAUUAUAAUAAUCAUACUAAUCUCUGUCUCUGCAGUAUUCAUUUUUCUUUCCAGUGUAGUCUUCUUCCUCCUUAGAAAACAAAAGAAAAAGAGCAUAAAGAGAUCUUUCGAAGUAGCCAACACUCAAACCUUACCAUUGCCAUCCACUCUUUGUCGUCGAUUUUCCUUGGUUGAGAUGAAAACAUGCACCAAUAAUUUCGAUGAGCUCCUCCUUAUCGGGGUGGGAGGGUUUGGCAACGUGUACAAAGGCUACAUCAACGAAGGUUCAACACCAGUCGCGAUCAAACGGUUAAAACCGGGUUCACAGCAAGGGGUUCAGGAAUUCAGGACCGAAAUUCAGAUGCUCUCUCAACUGCGCCAUCUCCACCUUGUGUCCCUCAUUGGUUAUUGCUGUGAGAGCAACGAGAUGAUGUUGGUCUAUGAUUUCAUGGAUCGAGGAACCUUACAAGAUCAUCUCUACAACAAUAGUAGUAACCCUUCCCUUUCGUGGAAGCAACGGUUGCAUAUCUGCAUAGGAGCAGCGAAGGGGUUGCAUUAUCUCCAUGCAGGUGCGGUCCACAAUAUCAUUCACCGCGAUGUAAAGAGCACCAACAUCUUAUUGGAUGACAAAUGGGUGGCCAAGGUUUCCGAUUUCGGCUUGUCCAAAAUAGGACCCUCUGGCAUUUCAAUAACCCACAUUAGCACUGUGGUGAAGGGCAGUCUUGGAUAUUUAGACCCAGAAUACUAUAAACGACAGCGUUUAACUGUGAAGUCUGACGUGUACUCCUUUGGAGUAGUGCUGUUUGAGGUGCUGUGUGGGAGGCCGCCUUUGAUGAGGACAGUGGAAAAACAACAGAUGUCACUUGCUCAUUGGGCUGUAUGUUGUUACGAAGAUGGCACGUUGGAUCAGAUUGUGGACAAAGCAUUGAAGGGUCAGAUUGCACCGGAAUGCUUGACGAAGUUUGGUGAGAUUGGUGUGAGAUGUUUGCAUGAAGAUGGUUCCCAACGACCUUCCAUGGAUGAAAUUGUUUGGUGUUUGGAGUUUGCAUUGAUACUGCAAGAGAGUGCUGAGACGCAUCAAGAACAUCUUGUUACUGCAAUUGAAAUGCUUGAAAUUAGCAAUGUGUAACUCUGUAACAUGGAAAUGAUGGGGAUAAUGCCACAACUCAAAGUGUAGUUGAAAUUCGUUAAAU
Messenger RNA from Arachis duranensis, 2563 nucleotides. Its product is annotated as receptor-like protein kinase FERONIA. Bases 49 to 2499 code for a protein of 816 amino acids. Gene Ontology annotation, biological process: protein phosphorylation. Gene Ontology annotation, molecular function: protein kinase activity; ATP binding. NCBI's taxonomy places the organism in Eukaryota, Viridiplantae, Streptophyta, Magnoliopsida, Fabales, Fabaceae. The transcript has 2 exons. The record is from RefSeq and is a predicted model, not a curated record.